UUUCGCGGAGCACCAAAACCAAACCCUUUCCUUCCAGAACCGGCAUCGCGGUGUAACCGUUACGUUAGCGAACGCUGGGAAGUUGUCUGUGAAUUCUGUGAAAGUCGCGUCAAAGUGGCUUCGAAUUCGAAAAUGGUGGAAAUCAACACCAACGAAUUGACGGACGCCGAAGCGGAGCAGUACGACAGACAGAUCCGUUUGUGGGGACUCGACUCGCAGAAGAGGUUGCGUUCUUCUCGAGUGCUUAUUAUUGGCGUCAAGGGCCUAGGAGCUGAAGUAGCUAAGAACGUCACUCUAGCCGGUGUCAAGUCUGUCACACUCCUUGACGACGGUGUUGUCACUCAAGAUGACAUUUGCGCACAGUUCCUUGUACCUCGUGAUCAACUUGGAAAGAAUAGAGCUGAGGCAUCAUUGGCUCGCACACAAAACUUGAACCCUAUGGUUAAAGUGACAGCUGACACAACUCCUGUUGCUGACCAUCCAGAUGAGUUCUUCUAUGAAUUUGAAACUAUUUGUGCCACCAAGUGCUCACAUGAUCAGUUGCUUCGUAUUGAUAACAUUUGCCGCGCCAAAGAUAUUAAAUUCUUCUGCGGAGAUGUGUUUGGCUUCUUUGGGUUCACUUUCGCUGAUCUUCAAAAACAUGAAUUUGCUGAAGAGGUGACAGAAUUCAAGCCAUCUGGAGGUGGAGAGCCAGAGACUAAGCGCGCCAAAGUUGAACCAGUUAAGACCACUGUAAAAAGAACAGAAACCUUUGUCUCUCUGGAGGAUGCCCUCAGUGUUGAUUGGACUUCAGAACCAUAUGCUAAAAAACUGAAGAAGUCAGAAUCCUCAUAUUUUCUUAUGAAAGUUCUCCUGAAAUUUCGUGCUGACAAGAAGAGAGACCCAGCCCCAGAAUCUCGUCAAGCUGAUUAUGAAGACCUUUGUAAAUUGAGAGAUGAGGAAUUGGCAAAAAUGUCAGUCCCAGCAGAGAAAGUGCCUGAUCAUUUGUUGAGCCUGGUGUUUGCUGAAGUGAGUCCAGCAUGUGCCAUUGUUGGUGGUGUUUUAUCCCAGGAAAUAAUCAAGGCUCUGUCUCAACAUGAAGCACCUCACAAAAAUAUGUUUUUCUUCAAUCCUGAACGUAAUUUGGGUCAUGUUGAAUGUGUUGGAGCUUAAGAUGCUUGUGAUGUAUUACUAAAAGUUUUUUUCUCAUUUAUUUAAUGUACCUCUGUUAAUUUCAAUUUAAGCUUUCAUGUGUUCUUCUGGACAGUUAAUUUUUGUUUCUCUGUUUUUUUUAAUGAACCACUUUGUGAUCAAAAUAAACACAUGCUGUAUUAAA
Thrips palmi is the source of this 1315-nucleotide messenger RNA. It is a transcript of the gene Aos1, whose product is annotated as SUMO-activating enzyme subunit 1. The coding region runs from base 133 to 1152 and encodes 339 amino acids. Gene Ontology annotation, cellular component: cytoplasm; SUMO activating enzyme complex. The record is from RefSeq and is a predicted model, not a curated record. The transcript has 6 exons. Gene Ontology annotation, molecular function: SUMO activating enzyme activity. NCBI's taxonomy places the organism in Eukaryota, Metazoa, Arthropoda, Insecta, Thysanoptera, Thripidae. Gene Ontology annotation, biological process: protein sumoylation.